Molecule: messenger RNA, 2905 nt
Organism: Harpia harpyja (harpy eagle)
Lineage: Eukaryota; Metazoa; Chordata; Aves; Accipitriformes; Accipitridae
Gene: CRLF2
Product: cytokine receptor like factor 2
Exons: 8
Coding region: 4-1179 (391 amino acids)
Biological process (GO): cytokine-mediated signaling pathway
Cellular component (GO): external side of plasma membrane
Molecular function (GO): protein binding; cytokine receptor activity
Source: RefSeq, a predicted model, not a curated record
ACAAUGACUCAUCUCUUCACAGUCUGUUGUGUCAUUCCAACAAUGAGACUCAUCUUUCAAGUGUGUUCAGUGAUCUUCACACUGGGCAACCUGGUGGCUUCUCAGUCACAAUCUCCUGGUUCGAAAGAUGUGAUCAGGACCACAAUAAUCAAUUUCAAUAAUGAGAAGAUGCAGAUCACAUGGGCAGCAAGAGAACUAUUUCCUGGCGAGAAUGUGUCAUUUUCUUAUACAUUUGAUGAAGGCAAGCACAAAGUUUGGAAGCCAUGUCCCACCUAUUUAUUGGAUCAAGAUUAUAAUUCUGGAUGUCUUUUUAAGACAGAAGGACCCACCCUUGCCAUCUCUAUCAGGAACAGCAAUGGAAGUGAAGAGCUUUUUUCUAAAAGCCUAAAAUCUGAUUUUUUUAUAAAGCCCAAUCGACCAGAAAAUGUGACCUUCUUCUGGAAAGAGGACACCGUUACUGUAAGCUGUAAUAAACCAGAGGGAGCUGUGAAGUGCUUGAGACUUGAGCUUCAAUACAAAAGCAAGUUUGACAAAGAGUGGCAAUCCAGAACUUCUAAGUGUUGCAGUGUUGGAGAGCAAGGCUUUGAUCCAAGGAAAUGCUAUUCUUUCCGGGUCAGACUGAAGAGGCUAGUACCCUACUGCAACGUAGUUAAUUACAGCAGUGACUGGGAAGCAGAAACAUUUUGGAUGAAUGGCACAUUAUUAGAUUCAUGUGAUGAUGGUAUAAAAUCUCAGUCAAACACAGUAAUUGUUUUAAGUUGUUUGCUGGCAGUACUUCUAGUGAUACUUACCUUCUUGAUUCUUCUGUGUAAAUGGCAGAGGCUUCAGAAGUCAGUCAUGCCUGCUAUCCCAGAUCCAAAAUACAUGUUUGCUGAUCUCUUCAAUGAGCAUAACGGAAACUUCCAGGAAUGGAUAGACAAAACUGAUCAUGCAGUGGUGCAAACCAAGCUAGAAUAUAAAGAGCAAGAGUGCAUCAUUGAGGCAGAAAGCGAGCAAGAAGAUGAGAAGAACAGUGACAAACAGGGGCCUCGGGAAAAAAUCUUUACUUUUUCAGGAGCAGCUGAAAAUGAUGACCCCAAAGCAGCUCAGAUUGCCUGCCUGAUGCCAACAUCCAACACUAUAGCUUCUAUUGCUGGCUUCCAGAUUUUAAUGAAUGAUGACAUGUAUGUGAUGUUAUAAAAUCUGCAUAAUGCAGAAGGUGUUAGGAAAUUACGUAAAAGAUCCUGAUGGGGAGUGGCUGAGUAGAAAAGGUUGUCAUGAGGAGAUUCACAUCAGGAAAGACACUAGGCUGUGUUAUCUGGUUUCAGAUCUGUACUUUCCCAUUACUUACAAUCACUUGGGCAGGCUCAGUGUUUGAAACACAUCCUGAUGAUUUAUAGAGUUAGGAUUUGUUGUUCUAAUUGUGGUUUAUGUCUAAGACUAAACUAAGCCCCGUUUUCCUGCUAUGGGCAGGAGAGAACAAGAGCUCCUCCAUAAUGCAUGUUCACAGAGCCGACACAGUCCUUCCACUAUGGAGUAUGUAAGGCAGUGCAAACUACAGUUAUUCUUCCCAAAUGAAAAGAGAAAAAUAAAGGGACUUUUCUGCUAAUGGUCUUUGUCUCACAAAGACCAGACCAUAUACUGCUCAUUUUCACAGUGGUAGGAUAUUGCUUUGCAAGCCCUCCUUAGACUGGAAGUGCUUGCUUUUGUAAGCUGCUUCUCCUACUGUGAAACUUUGUGCUUCAUGGCAUGCAUCAAAGGUUUUAUAAAGAGAAAGAAUAAGCUCCAUGUCUAAGAACAGAAGAGUGAGGAUGUACAGUAUUGAGUCACAUUUUAUCCUACAAGUGGUGCUGUGUAGGCAGCUUCCUCCAGAACAGCAGAGCUUCAUGGGCCUCCUCUGAGGUCAGGUCCUCAGUAUCUUAUAGUCUUUGUACGACUAAGCAACUCCUUCUAGAAAGCUGAGGUUCAUUUUGAACAAUGUUUAUAUUUAACUGAGUUGCAUUUAUUUCAAACUGGUUUUUAGUGCAGCUAUAGACCCAAAUUAGGAAUUCUUAUUCAUAUUGCAUAUACUAGCCUCUUGUUCUCAAACUAUGUUCGGAAGUUUUCUAAAAAUACCAUCUUUUAAAAUAUGUUUAAUUUUAAAUUUAAAAUGCAAUGUUCUAUGCACUUAGACCUCAGGACAAAAAUCUUGACCGUUCUGAGUUUCUCUGUAUCACUUAGGUUACAUGCUAUUUGAAAGCAAAUUUUGUAAAAAAGUUUAAGUGCUAAAAGCAUCUGUGAUAUGGGUAAGGUCUUGUAGAUAUACUGUGAUUAUAUGGCGAGUUAGCUCCAGUUAUUUACCUGGAUAUCAGUCAGUCAUUAAAUGACUUUAUCAGUUGACUAAGCUUUGCAAAUUGCAUACUUUCACUGACUAAUUUAUAGUGUAACUUGGAAAUUGCACAUAACAGAAAAUUACAGUUAUUAGUAAAAUAUUUUUAAUUCAGUGCUUAAAGAACUUGAACUCCAGAUCUCUUUAGGAAUAGUAAACAGUAAUAUGGAUCAUUAGGUGUCAAAAUCUGUUUCUAGGUGACUCAGUUUGCUGUACAAGGAAAAAUCCAGAAAUUUUCUGGCCAAUAACUGGGAAACUUAACUGGAAGGAUAGUUCAGGCACAUUCCCCAAGUUUUUCUUGACGUUACCUCAGAUUUGAUUGUACACUAACAAGAUUAACAUGCUAACAAAGGGUUUCUCAUAAUCCCGAAAACAUUUCUGCCUUUGCCUAUCUAAAACAGAUGUGUGCAAGUUUUUGGGGGCCUUUUUGUACACCCCACAUUUCUGGAAAUUUUUUAUAAAGGUAGCCAUGCAAAGUUUCAAUAGCACUGUAAGAAUGCAAUGGAUUUUAAAGUAAUGCAAGCUGCAUAUAAUUCGAUGAGCAGAAUCUAGCUCUUC